Eurypyga helias (sunbittern) is the source of this 594-nucleotide messenger RNA. Its product is annotated as cornulin-like. Gene Ontology annotation, biological process: regulation of phosphatidylinositol 3-kinase/protein kinase B signal transduction; cellular response to cytokine stimulus; positive regulation of cell cycle G1/S phase transition. The record is from RefSeq and is a predicted model, not a curated record. Gene Ontology annotation, molecular function: transition metal ion binding. Gene Ontology annotation, cellular component: cytoplasm. Lineage: Eukaryota; Metazoa; Chordata; Aves; Eurypygiformes; Eurypygidae. The transcript is spliced from 3 exons. The coding region runs from base 1 to 594 and encodes 197 amino acids.
AUGGCCCAAACCCAGGAAAACAGCAACUUGGCUGCCUUCUACAUGUGUGCCAGAAGAGACAGUGACUGCAGCCCCCUGAGCAGGGAGGAGCUGAGGCAGCUCAUUGAGCAGGAGUUUGCAGAUGCAAUGGAGAAUCCCCAGGACCCCAGAUCCAUCAAGAAGGUGCUGUGCUUCCUGGAUGAUGACAGCAACUGCAGGGUUGACUUCAACGAGUUGCUCAGCCUGGUUUUCCGCAUGGCCAAGGCUUGUUACCAGCCGGUCCAGCAGCACCAGGUGUUGGAAGAUAGUCAAGACCCGACAGUGCAAGAGGAGGCAGGUGGGGAGCAGCCAUCAGGGCCGCAAACUGCGGGGAGGGUCUCCCCUAACCCUGAGCAGGGUGUGAACAAUGAGGUCCAGGACACUGAGACACAGGACCAGGACACACGUCAAACCCAGGAGGGUGAGACAUCAGAGCAGGACCAGGACACCCAUCAGGAUGACAGGACUGAAGCACCAGAAGAGGAUCCAGAGGGAUGUAACAAGGCGCAGCGUCCCCAGAUGCAAGCUGAGAUCUCUGCGCUGAUGUACCUGAUAACAGGCUUAGGGAUCCUGUGA